AUGCCACCCACCGCCUCUUCGUCGUCGUCAGGAAGCCAACCGAUCAACGUGAAGCUUCUGCUAAUAGGCAACUCGUCAGUUGGAAAGUCAAGUUUGCUGCUUAGGUUCUCUGAUGAACAAUGGCUACCGGAAGACGAGAGUAGUGCUACGAUUGGAGUGGAUUUUCGAGUGCAUAAGAUGGAAGUGAAAGGGAAGAAAGUGAAGUUGAGCAUCUGGGAUACGGCAGGACAGGAACGGUUCCGGACCAUCACUUCUUCCUAUUAUCGAGGCGCACAGGGAAUUAUCCUAGUGUACGACGUUGCGAAUCGAGAAACAUUUGAAGCUCUCCCAAGAUGGUACAGCGAGCUAGAGACCUAUGUUUCCGAAUCCGUAGUUAAGAUCCUUGUCGGAAACAAAGAGUACUCUCGUCAAGUCCCAACCGCUGAAGGCGAGAAGUUUGCGCAGAAGAUGAACUCUCUCUUCGUCGAAGCAUCUGCCAAGACGGCUGUAGGCGUUAAAGAAGUCUUCCAGGAACUUGUAGAACGCAUCCUCGAUACGCCGGAGCUUUGGGAUCCCAAGAGCAAAGGCCAAGGUCACACGACUGCACAUGGUAACGGAGGUGUACCAGGAGGCGUGCAGGUGGUUGGCUUGAGCGACGAUCCUCAGGAGCAGGGCGGAGGGUGCAGCUGCUAG
Molecule: messenger RNA, 672 nt
Organism: Coprinopsis cinerea okayama7#130
Lineage: Eukaryota; Fungi; Basidiomycota; Agaricomycetes; Agaricales; Psathyrellaceae
Product: Rab18
Exons: 5
Coding region: 1-672 (223 amino acids)
Biological process (GO): regulation of exocytosis; protein secretion
Molecular function (GO): GTP binding; GTPase activity
Source: RefSeq, a predicted model, not a curated record